Racocetra fulgida is the source of this 381-nucleotide messenger RNA. NCBI's taxonomy places the organism in Eukaryota, Fungi, Glomeromycota, Glomeromycetes, Diversisporales, Gigasporaceae. The record is from the annotation of a GenBank genome assembly.
ACCGAGUAAUCCAAGAACGAGUUAUUAAGUUAAUUCAUGCUAAUAACCCGUUUCAAGUAUUCAAAAAAAGAAACAUCGAAUAUAACGGAGCCUUUGGCGAAUAUAUCGGCACUCAACCCCUCGAAGGAUUGCCCGAAGUUUUUAGUUGCCGUUUGCCGAUUAUCGUGGAUAAUGUUUAUCCGUCCAUCCAAAACAAGCAAGUCAUGAAACGAGCCCUCCAAAAUUCGGAUAUCUUGGCUGAAUUGUCGGAACGGUUAAUCGACGAUAUGAAAGUUCAAGCCACUCGGGACAUUCGCAAAAAGGUUAUGGAGUUAAUCCUCGAUAAAGCCGUAGCCGUGAUUUCUUGGAUUAAAAAAACUUCCUCGGCUAUGCUGGAAGACA